Molecule: messenger RNA, 4602 nt
Organism: Synchiropus splendidus (mandarinfish)
Lineage: Eukaryota; Metazoa; Chordata; Actinopteri; Syngnathiformes; Callionymidae
Gene: vps50
Product: VPS50 EARP/GARPII complex subunit
Exons: 29
Coding region: 309-3290 (993 amino acids)
Biological process (GO): endocytic recycling; retrograde transport, endosome to Golgi
Cellular component (GO): EARP complex
Molecular function (GO): SNARE binding
Source: RefSeq, a predicted model, not a curated record
CUCCCACUGUCAUCGGAGCGGAAGUUUUGCUCCGCAUGUCCCUCGCAAAGGAUUCUGGGGAUUUGUAGUACAGUCCUUCACAUUUUUAUCCCCCGAAUUUUCCCUCGAAUGCGACUCUAGCUCCGUACUUGGAUAUAUUGCUUUGUGUUGUUGAAUGACGUGUUGGUCGAUUUUCUUGUUUUGUUUUUCAUGGUGGUUAAAUAUGUCAUUUGAGAGAGCUUCCUCCCAGUAGUGAUGGAGGCUCUUCGUUGACACCCAGAUACACCAGAGACUUCAGACAUUUCACUUUACAGUCGGACAGAAACACAAUGCAGAAGAUCAAGUCGCUGAUGGGCCGCCAGGGUCCAAAAAGCCCCCAGGAGAGUAUGACAGACCUCAGUCCAGUGGAGAAGAUGAGGAUUCCAAGCAAGGAGGAGUUGCGCGAGCUGAGAGAGCAACCCACUGACCCUCUGGAAGAGCAGGAGAUCAUCGACAGCAUCGAGGACGUGUACUUCUCUAACGACUCCUUUGACAUGGUCCAGCACGAACUACAGAAACUCCCACCUGAGCUCAGUCUGCUGGAGUUGGAGGAAUACAGGGACAAGCUAAAGAGGCAACAGGCAGCAGUUUCCAAAAAAGUCGCAGAUCUCAUUUUGGAGAAGCAACCUUCUUAUGUCAAGGAAUUAGAGCGAGUGACUGCUCUACAGACCAACCUGCAACUGGCUUCUGUCAUUUGCACGAAUGCAAGAAGGCAACUGAGAGUAUCCAAAGAAGGCUUCACAGAGGCCAGUCUGGGUUUGUUGGCCAACCAGAGAAGACGGCACCUUCUGACCGGCCUGCUUAAGUCCUUGAGAACCAUCAAGACCCUGCAAAGAACAGAUGUACGGCUCAGUGAGAUGCUUGAGGAGGAAGAUUAUCCUGGAGCAAUCCAACUCUGUCUGGAAUGUCAGAAGGCUGCCAGCACCUUCAAACACUACAGCUGCAUCAGUGAAUUAAAUUCCAAACUACAAGACACACUGGAGCAAAUAGAGGAGCAGCUUGAUGUUGCCCUGUCAAAGACUUGUAAGCACUUUGAUGUUGCCCAUUACACAAAGGUCCAGCUGGCUUACACGCUCCUGGGAAAGACACAGACUGCCAUGGACCAGCUGCACAUGCACUUCACCCAGGCCAUCCACAACACUGUCUUCCAAGUAGUUCUGGGAUAUGUGGAACUCUGCGCUGGCAAUGCCGACACCAAAUUUCAGAAAAUGCAAUACAGGGACCUUUGCACGCACAUCACUCUGGACAGCUACAUUCCCUGCCUGACUGAUCUGUGUAAGGCUUUGUGGGAGGUCAUGCUGAGCUAUCACUGCACCAUGCAGUGGCACGAGGAGCACGACAAGCAGGAAACCACGCCCACUUCAGAUGAUCCAGCCGCAGCAGAGAGAGACAAGUCAGUGGUGGACCGCAGUUACGUGAAGAAGAAGCUGGAGCACGGAUUGACAAGAAUUUGGCAGGACGUCCAGUUAAAAGUGAAGGCCUACAUCCUGGGCACAGAUAUGUCCAACUUCAAAUAUGAUGAUUUUAUUGUGGUGUUGGACGUUAUCAGCAGGUUGAUGCAGGUGGGUGAGGAGUUCUGCAACAGCAGGUCAGAGGUCCUGCAGGAGUCCAUCAAACGCCAGAGCGUCAACUACUUCAAAAAUUAUCACAGGGCACGACUGGAAGAACUGAGAAUGUUUCUGGAAAACGAGACAUGGGAACUCUGCCCUGUCAAGUCUAACUUCAACAUCUCUCAACUCCAUGAGUUUAAUUUCAUGGCCCAGUGUCGCUCCCCAUCCAUCUCGCCGAGUAGGCAGGCCUCAUCGUCGAGCAGCCAGACACAGGAGAACCCGUCCCUGUUCCAACAGUUCCUCCAAGAUGGAAACCCCUUUGAGAUGCACAUCGAGCAGAAUGAGGAGGAGACGGAGGAUGUUUUGGCCUCGAAUGGGUAUGAGUCAGAUGAGCUGGAGAAGAAUGUGUAUCAAGAUUAUGACAGUGACAGCGACGUCCCGGAGGAGCUGAAGCAGGACUACAUUGACGAACAGACGGGCGACGCCCCCUUGAAAAGUGUUUCCCGAGAGACGAUAAGAAGCAAGAAAAGGUCUGAUUAUAACCUGAAUAAGUCGAACGCACCAAUACUGACCAACACAACCCUCAACGUCAUCCGGCUGGUCGGCAAGUACAUGCAGAUGAUGAACAUCCUGAAGCCGAUUGCUUUCGAUGUAAUCCACUGUGUGUCCCAGCUUUUUGACUACUACCUUUAUGCUGUCUACACCUUCUUUGGACGCAACGAUAUGCCUGUCCCAAGCCCGUCUUUGCCAACCAACGGUGGCAGGGAUGGGGGCUCUACCAGAAUGGUGGGGCCAGCUUGCUUGUAUGAGUCAUCAGGUGUGGGUCUUAUCAGCAGCAGACUGAGAACCACACUGAACCGAAUCCAGGAAAGCCUCAUUGACAUGGAGUCGGGUGGUGAAAACGUUGGAGUCCAUGGGCCUGUGGAGGACAGGAAGGAGAAAGUGCCGAGCCCCCAUCUGAGCCAAAUGGUGGUACUGACCAACAGUGGGACCCUCUAUGGGCUGGCACAGAGAGUGGUUGCCACUGAGUCCCUGGUGUUUUUGGCGGAACAAUUUGAGUCUCUCCAGUCCCACUUGGACAUGAUGAUGCCGGCUGCCAAGAAGCCUUUCCUGCAGCAGUUCUAUUCCCAGACUGUUUCUACUGCGAGUGAACUGCGUAAACCCAUUUACUGGAUUGUGGCUGCUAAGGCCAUCGACUACGAACAAAUGUUACUGCUGAUGGCUGGCGUCAAGUGGGACAUCAGAGAUAUCAUGUCGCAGCACAACGUGUAUGUGGACGUCCUACUCAAGGAGUUUGAGCUGUUUAACAAACGUAUGGGUGAUGUCUCCAGAAUCGUGCGCAUUCCGCUGCCUGUCUCCAAUGUCCUGUGGGAACAUUGCAUCCGCUUAGCUAACAGAACGCUAGUAGAAGGCUACGCCAACGUGAAGAAAUGCAGCAACGAAGGCCGGGCACUCAUGCAGCUGGACUUCCAGCAGUUUCUGAUGAAGCUGGAGAAGCUGACCGACCUGCGACCAAUCCCAGACAAGGAGUUCGUGGAGACUUACAUCAAGGCCUACUACCUGACGGAGAACGACAUGGAGCAGUUCAUCAAGAAUCACAGGGAGUACUCCAUGAAGCAGUUGGCCAACUUGGUGAACGUUUGCCUGGGUUCACACAUAAACAAGAAGGCCCGUCAGAAACUUCUGGCAGCCAUUGAUGACAUCGACAGACCGAGGAGAUAGAGUGAGGGGGAGAGCUCCGCACACGCGCACACGCACACGCACACGCACACGCACACGCACACGCACACGCACACACACACACACACACACACACACACACACACACACACACACUCUUCAGCGCUGAUGGACACUUCGACAGAGGAACUCCCAAAACAGCACUUGCGGUGGAGCACUGUGUAGAAUGUCUUGAAAAUAGAACUGGCUGUGUGUGAGAGGUGAGCGCCUCAAAGUCUUUUACCUUAUGUGACAGCUUAGCUUUUAGCUUUGCACAACCGUGAGCUUAUAAACUCUUCAGCAUGACGCACCAGGUCACCACAACAACACUCUUGAAGUAAAACUCAUCACUCAAUACCAACUGAUACAAACAAAAGAGAUAUCCAACUAGGUUUUUUAAAUUACUAAAAAAAAAAACGCUGUCUGUUGUUUUUUUAUCUGUAAAUAUUUUUUUGUCUCACAAGUCGAUCUGUUAUGAAGGUUAGUCUGCUGUUUUGAGAAGUAAAUGUGAAUUUGUGGUGCAUUCCAUUUCAAACCAAAUUCAGCUCAAAGAUGAACAAUAUCAUGAGUCUUUCACCAGAAUUCAACGCAGCUGAAUUAAUGGUGUGCUUUCCACCAGGUGUGCUAAUAUGAGAUGUUGUGUGUCGCCACUUUCGCACCUGGUCUGAUAUGAAAAUGAUUUGUUUGUGUAAAUGGUGAGAGGACUAGUACUGUAGUACUGACUGUCUUUUCACUUCUGUCUUAGAACGAUCACAAAGCUAAUGUAAGUAGCUAACACCUGAUUGUAUCUGCACCAGCCAACGCUGGAGAGUUUUACAAGUUUAAAUCAAAAAUACUUUCCUCCACUAAAAAAGUAGAAAUAUCGGCAUCGGCUUUUUUCCAUUUCACAGGUUUGUGCCGCCGUGGACUGAUGAUGUGAUUUCUGAUGAGGUAAUAGGUGAAGUGUGUCGAGUGUGUGAGCUUUUCUUCAAGGCUUUAAGGUUCCCCUCUUCUGUAAACUCUAUUAGUUUCACUUGACCGGUCCUGCGGAGAGAAGGAAGAUUGAUUCACCAUCGGAGGAGAGAUGGAGGGCGAAAAAAACAGAGCAGGUUUUGGUUGUGCUUCAUUUUUGUGUGCAGCUGUUCCUCAGACUGUAAAUGUGAAUGUGUUUUGAACAAUGUCUGUAUUUAUAUUCUUCAUAUCAGAGCAUAACAGGUGUGUCAUGACUUGAUAUUGUGUGACAGUGAAGUUAAGUCUUACUAAUUGAAAUCAUGCACUCAUGUGAUUCAGAAUAAAUAAACACAUCGACUGGAAAGACCACCGUCUGCUGUGCUAC